AUGUUGAGCAGCCUUGAGACAGAGACCUUUGUCCCAUUGGUUCUCUCACAGAGCCUCCUGGAGAACGACCUGGUCCAGCGCUGCCUGGCGGCGUGUUGCCUGGAGGUCGCCACGUGCUCGACGCGCCUCCCGAGCGACUUCCCCGCGCUGCUGCGCGUCUUCCGCCUGGCGCCGUACCACUUCUGGAGGGUUGUGGAGAGCGUGGCCUGGACCGGCGACUCGGCGCUGUGGGAGGACGUCCGAGCCGAGGGCCGUCUGCCCACGUGCCAGCAGGUGGUCCCUCCCUCGCGGCUGGAAGUGAACGCUGACGGGAACCCACCGGGAGGCGGAGCCGCUCGAGCGCCUCCUCGCGGGAGCAAACCGCUGCACCUGUUCGCCCGCAAGGUCUACAGCCUGAUGGGGCGGCGUCUCCGGGAGCUGUGCUCCGCGCUGCGCAUCGGCGACGAGCUGCGCCUGCAGAUCUGGACCUGCCUCGAGCACGCGCUGGUCCACUGCACCGCCCUGAUGAGGGACCGCCACCUGGACCAGAUGAUGAUGUGCUCCAUCUACAUCAUGGCGAAGAUCACCAAGAAGGAAAUUCCCUUCAAGGACAUAAUGAAGUGCUACAAGUCUCAGCCGCACGCCGACAAGGGUGUCUGCAAGAACGUGCUGAUUUCAGGAGAUGAGGACAAAUCACAGACUGAGAAUCACAACGGCGGAGGCCACAGCUCUGAGUUCCUCACCCCCAACACCCCGUCGGCCCGUUACCCGGUACCGUCCCCGCAGCAGAGGUCCGACCUGAUCCACUUUUACAACCACGACUACACGGCCAAGAUGCGGGACUUCGCCACGCUCUUCGUUCCGGCCUCGGGGGGCGACACCCCCCCCCCCCCUGUCCCCGUACCCCCAGCCGAGGCCGUCCCCGCGCAGGCACCGGCUGUCCGGCAGCCGCCGCGUCUUCGUGACGUCGCUGACCGGGCGCGAGACGCCGCCGCGCCGCGCCGCCGCCGGCCUGAGCUACGUCUUCAGCUCCACUCCAUCAGAGCGCCUGCGUGAGAUCAACCGCAUGAUCAGAGCGAGCGGCGCCCGGAGGAGGAGCCGCGCGGGCCCGGACGGCGCCGGCCCGCCGGCCCGGAGGCCUCGUCUGGACCGGCGCUCUGCGCGGCACCGGCGGCUCGCCGGCGUCGCCAGCGAGCGCGUCGCCGGGCGCAACCGCGAGCAGGCGCCUCCAGACACAGAGCUGUAGCGAUGAGGCGAGGUCUCACUCUGCUCCUGUUUCUGAAACCAGGACAACGGCGUCGGCCGAUGGAGGAGAGUGUGUCAGGAAUUCCUUUGGGCCAAGUUCUUUGAACCAUCCGCUCAAAGGCUCGUCUACAGUCAGACCAGAUUUAUGUGUGUUUUUGCUCUUGGCUUUGACACCAAGUGUCCUUAAAAAGGACGGUACCAGACAAAGAGAAAGUCUGAAGUGAGUCUGACUGAACCUCAGCUAGAGGUUGUGUGAUGUCUGUUACUCCAGCACUUACUGUGUGAUGAGUUAGUUCUGAUUGACUGGAUUCUGACAGUAUUUUGUUACGCAUUCUAAAACUGUGGAUGUAUUCAUUUUCUUAUGUAAUAAUCCUGACAUUUCAAAUAUUUUAAACAUGUCUAAGCGCGUUAGGACUUUAAGCUCUUGCUGUAAUUUCUCUUUAUUACACUAUGUAUAAGCAUUAGUAUGAACAUAUUCGUCAGAUCAUGACUUAUUUUUACCCGGUUUAACUUUUUGUGAAAUCUAAAGGAUUUAUUAAAUUAAAAUACUAAAAAAUCAGGACACAUUUACAAUAAACAUUUAUCUUAAAAUGUCUUUUUUUGUGUCUUUCUUGUUUUUUCUCAUUUUCUCUUUUAAUAAAACAAGCUUUGCUAGUUAACGCCUCCUCUUUUACUGUUGGUGGCUAUUGAAGUACAAUUUCCUGUACAGUAAGUAUGAAUCAUAAAAACAAAGUUCCAGCACAUCCAUUGUGUAGAUGUUGGUCACCAUAGCAACCGUGUGAGUGACACACAGCCUCCCGUUGGUGUUUAUCAGUAACCAUGUUGUGGUUAAUCCUCCACCAUCGUUGCUCAGGCGAUCAUUACUAAAGGGCCCGGACGCACCAGGAAGUCUGAGCGUUGCCACGGAGACCUGGGGCGAGUGAGGUCCGAGCGCAGGUACGGAACGGGCUUUGAGGCGCUUAAAGGCUCUGCACCCCGCUGGACUCAGUAGACUCUAUCAAGACAUGGGCUGCAGCACGAGUCGGGACACCACGGCGGUGGACACGUCCGAGAGGCCGGAGGAGAGGCCGAAAAGUGCUGCUUCCGCCCAGGAGACGCCGGUGGAGGAAACCGACGGAUUCGCGAGCAAAGACGCGGGGAGCGUCCGGGAGGCGGACGACUCCAGCUGAGAGAAAGAAGCAGGAUUCAUCCAAACUCCUUCCCUACAUUCAGAUUGGCCUGUCCUCGCUGAAGGAGGGCCUGUCAGGAGGAGGCGACGCUGCACUACUGUCCGUCAACCCGGACCGGCUGCACUCACACUCACACACUCACACACUCACAAUAAUGAAACACAUGCCCUUGUCAAAAAGCUCCAGCUCACAUGUUCAUAACCCAGAAGCUUUUUUAUAAUAAAUGCUGUGUAUGCUGUU
Molecule: messenger RNA, 2633 nt
Organism: Betta splendens (Siamese fighting fish)
Lineage: Eukaryota; Metazoa; Chordata; Actinopteri; Anabantiformes; Osphronemidae
Product: retinoblastoma-like protein 2
Exons: 12
Coding region: 1-1035 (344 amino acids)
Biological process (GO): cell differentiation; negative regulation of G1/S transition of mitotic cell cycle; regulation of transcription by RNA polymerase II
Cellular component (GO): nucleus; transcription regulator complex; chromatin
Molecular function (GO): RNA polymerase II transcription regulatory region sequence-specific DNA binding
Source: RefSeq, a predicted model, not a curated record